UUCCUUUUCACUUUAAAAGCAGAAGGUUUUAAGCAGUAGGGUUUAGUCUCUGCAACUUCCGAAUUUCCCAGUCUCAGCAAACAAAAAUGAGAUUGACGUCUUCACUUACUUCUUCACCAAACCGUUUAUUUCUUUUCCGCUCUUCCUCUCAAGCAGAAUGUAUCAAUAAAUUGAUUUCAUCACAAUAUGCGUUUUCCGAGAAUCCUGAGUCAAACUUGGAUUUUCCAGAGAAAAUCCAUUCUCUCCGAAACCCAAUCUUCUUAUAUUCCAAACGCAAUCAUUGCAUCUUAACCACAUUAGAGACCACUGAUUUAACACAAACCAGUGUGAUAAACAAUCUUCUAAGCCACAAAAACGAUCCACUCUCAGCUUUGAGAUACUAUAAUCGGGUUGAACUGAAGCAAGGUUUUGCCAAAAGCCUUCACUCAUUCGCUGUUUUGCUUCACAUUCUGAUGAAAAGCACAGAGACUCAUGGGCACGCUCGCAAUUUGCUCAAUCAAUUCGUUUCGGGCUUUUCCAGACCAACAUCAAUUGCUCUCGUUGACUGCAUGAUCGAGUCUGCGGAAAGGUUUGAUUUUGAUAUUGAUUCGAAAGUUUUCAAUUACUUGUUGGAUAGUUAUGUCAAAGCUGAUAAAAAAAUUGAUGCUUUGGAGUGUUGUUCUAGGAUGAUAGAGGGUAAUAUAAUUCCUUGGUAAUUGGUAAACAAAGUCUUGACCGAAUUGGUAAAAGCAAACUUUAUUAAUGAAGCGAAAGAAUUGUAUAGUAAGAUGGUUUUGAGACGUGUCAGUGGUGAUCAAGUAACUGUAAGCAUAUUGAUGUGCGCUUGUUUAAGAGAAGAGAAGCCUGAGCAAGCUGAGGAGUACUUUCGAGAAGCGGAGGCUAGAGGUGUAAAACUUGAUGCAACAGCAUAUGAUAUUGUUAUUAAGGCUUUCUGUAAGAAACUUGAUUUGAAAAAGGCAUUCAGGUUGUUGAAGGAGAUGAGAGAUAAGGAUUUAGUUCCAUCGGAGGUUACAUAUGCAGUUAUAAUAGGUGCUUGUGUGAAGCAGGGAAAUAUGGUGGAAGCAUUGAGGCUUAAGGAUGACAUGGUGAGUUGUGGCUGGCCAAUGAAUUUGGUUGUUUUAACCAGUCUGAUUAAGGGAUAUUGCAAGAAAGGAGAUUUGAGUAGUGCUUUGCAUUUGUUUGACAAGAUGAUGCAAGAUGGCCCUAGUCCUAACAAGGUUACAUUUGCGGUUUUGAUUGAUGGGUGUUGUAAUAAUAGGAACGUGGAAAAGGCUUAUGAGCUUUACACCCAGAUGAAACAUAUGGGUAUUAUGCCUAGUGUGUUUAAUGUAAAUUCAUUGUUACGGGCAUUUUUAGAAGCUCAAUCUCUGGAAGAGGCAUCUAAGCUGUUUGAGGAGGCAAUUAUUUGUGGUAUUGCAAAUGUUUUUACAUACAAUAAUUUUUUGUCAUGGCUUUGUAAAGAGGGUAAGGUAAGUGAAGCUUACAGUUUCUGGAAAAAGAUGGAGUCUAAUGGUGUAUUACCCAAUGCGGUUUCUUACAAUAACAUGAUCCUUUUGCACUGCAAAGUGGAAGAUAUGGAUACAGCAUAUAGUAUGUAUUCAGAGAUGCUUAAAAUGGGUUUAAAACCAAAUGUUGUUACGUAUUCUGUUUUGAUAAAUGGAUACUUUAAAAAUGGUGAUGCUAAACGUGCCUUUGAUAUGUUUGACCAAAUGGUGGCUGAGAAAAUUUCUCCAACAGACUAUACAUUCAAUACAAUUAUCAAUGGUUUGUGCAGAGUUGGUCGCUCAUCCGAAGCCAGAGACAUAUUGAGGAAUUUUGUAGAGAAGGGUUUUCUUCCUAUGUGUUUGACCUACAACAGCAUCAUAGACGGGUUUGCCAAGGAGGGUGAUAUCACUUCUGCUCGGGCAGUUUACAGUGAGAUGUGUGACAGUGGACUUUCCCCAAAUGUUGUUACUUACACCAUCUUGAUUAAUGGGUUUUGCAAAAAUGGGAGUAUGGAUCUUGCAUUGAAAAUGCUGAAUGAGAUGAAACAAAAAGGUCUUGAACCAGAUGUUAUUUCUUACAGUGCUCUCAUUGAUGGAUUUUGCAAAACACGGGACAUGGAAAGUGCGUGCAAACUUUUUGCUGAACUCCUUGAAGUUGGGCUAUCUCCCAAUACUGUUGUUUACAAUAGCAUGAUUACUGGCUUCAAGAAUUUACGGAACAUGGAAGCAGCACUUGAUAUGCAUAAAAAGAUGAUGAAUAGGGGGAUUCCCUGUGAUUUGCAAACGUACACCACAUUGAUUGCUGGAUUAUUAGAACAGGGUAAAUUACCCAUUGCAUCAGAGCUUUACUCAGAGAUGCUUUCCAAGGGUAUUGUACCGGAUGAAAUUGCAUAUAGUGCUCUGAUAAAUGGUCUUUGUAGAGAAGGACAGCUAGAGAAUGCACGCAAGAUUUUGGAUGAGAUGGACAGAAAGUGUAUACCUCCUAAUGUUCUUAUAUAUAAUACAUUGAUUGCUGGACAUUUUAAGGGGGGAAAUUUGCAAGAGGCUUUUAGAUUGCAUGAUGAAAUGCUUGAUAGAGGACUUGUACCUGAUGAUACUACUUAUGAUAUUCUUGUAAAUGGAAAAGUCCGAGGGAAAAAUCUGUCCCUGGAUUUCUAGUGGCCUGAAUACCAGCUGUUUUAUAAACUCCUCCCAACUUUUAUAUUGUCCUUUGAAGGCGAAGAAUGUCAUGCUUUGUUGGUAUUUGUGGUGUUAUUAGUAACAGUACCAGUAAGUUGUCUUCUUGUAUUUUAGCACGGUAUCGGUUACCCUCAGUAGGGACACUGGAAGUUUCUCUGGUCAUGGAGACGAGGAAGAAAAAUCCCCCCCUUCCCAUAGGUGAUGAUGGAGCUGCAAAAAUCCAUUGUUUAAAGUUGCGUGCUUAUCCUUGCACUCUAGAGGCAUUGUAUGCUUCUGGACCCAUAAGUUGGGAACAAGAAGCAUUAUCGACAAGUCUACGUAUUACACUUCACAUUUCAAAUGAUGAACAUUUGAUGCAGCUAAGGAAUUUAAUAUCUGCUGCAACAAGCUAACAUCAUAGUGAAUACUGCUGAAGAGAUGAUUUUCUGUGAUGUCACAUCUUCUAUUACCUGUUUGGAUAUGUGAGGGAAUGACCAGAUGUUGGCAGAUUGCUGGAAUAGUUUGUAAUGACACUCAUUCAAACUGUUUGAUCUGUAAAGAACAAUGGAUUUUAAUAUGAUGCUCUGGAUACCACUGUGACUAGCUAACAGUUUACACAUACUUCAUUAGUCUGCAUGCUUAAAUGGACGGACUUUGUCGAUAACUUCAGAUAGCAUUGGAAGUUUCUUUUUGUAUAUGUUAUUGAUGAACCCUGCAUUUUACAGGGCCAGGUUGGAGGCAUGUGUGCCUUGUUUCCACAGGUCUAAAGAUGGCGCCAGGGUUCACCACCUUGUCCUGGGCAUAAUUAAUGGAACCAUAUCAGCAUUGAAUGGUCUACAAAUUAGGCAAUUGAAGACAAGCCACAGCUUACUGGUUUCAUCCUCUCUUGUUUGACGAUGAAGUUUAUUUUCUGGUGUGUUGUCCUGCUGGAACUUUGAACUCAUCCUGAUCCAAAUAAAGUAAAAAGUCAGAGUCUUGAAAUGGGAGGUUCUUUCAUUUGAUUUUGGAUUGAAAAUAUACUUCCCAAUAUCUUGGAUAGUCAUAUAAAGCGAAAUAAAAGUGGGAGAAGAGAAGUAAUGGGGAGUAGAAAAAUAUUGUUUUGGUUUGUGCAUCCUAUAUCACGUAGGGAGGUUUUGACUUUUUGAAUUGGGGAUUUUUUUUCUUUUGGUAGUUCUGAACAUUGCUAGCACUUUUGUGUAAACUUUCAAGUUCUCAAUAAGGGUGACUUUGAAUCGGAUUCGAAUUUGAA
Mangifera indica (mango) is the source of this 3891-nucleotide messenger RNA. RefSeq names its product pentatricopeptide repeat-containing protein At3g54980, mitochondrial-like. The record is from RefSeq and is a predicted model, not a curated record. Gene Ontology annotation, molecular function: protein binding. NCBI's taxonomy places the organism in Eukaryota, Viridiplantae, Streptophyta, Magnoliopsida, Sapindales, Anacardiaceae.